Molecule: messenger RNA, 4300 nt
Organism: Pseudonaja textilis
Lineage: Eukaryota; Metazoa; Chordata; Lepidosauria; Squamata; Elapidae
Gene: ST3GAL1
Product: ST3 beta-galactoside alpha-2,3-sialyltransferase 1
Biological process (GO): sialylation
Cellular component (GO): membrane
Molecular function (GO): beta-galactoside (CMP) alpha-2,3-sialyltransferase activity
Source: RefSeq, a predicted model, not a curated record
UUGACACUCACUCCAGCUACAAAUGUGCCACUCCGUUUGAUGUGCAGCUGGGAAAGAAUUUACCACUGGGUGUAAACUUGGACUCCCGGGGAGGAGAAGGCGACGUGAAGAGCUUAAAAGAACGCCAAUGUCAAGGGGGUGUGAGAUCCUUACUCAACAACACCCCCUGUAAGUAGAGAUCCAUGAAGAUCUGAAGAUCUCAAACAUCUCAAAAUACUUCUCUGCUGCUGAAGGAGAGCAAUUUCACUGGGACGGAACAAGAAAAAAAAAAAACACAAGGAGAAGUAAAGACCUCCAGUGAUAGAAAGAGAAAAAUAAAAUCCAUCGUCGGUCUACCCAGGGUUUAGCAAAACCAGCCAAGUGAAAACAGUUGCUAAGAAGGAGGAGAAGUCAGCAGCUGUUCAAAGAGAAAGGAAGAAGGGGGGGGAAUGAAAAGACGUGUUUUUGCCCUACCUGCCUGCAGACGAAGAGGAGAGAACAUUCACUUCCUUUCCACAGCUCCAGAAGACCCCCUGAAGGGCCAUUCCUUGGAGUCAAUGACUUGUUCGCGACUAAACAAAAGAUUUUAGGAUUCCUUUUUAAAAACAAAAACAAAACCCACCUCUUGGGCCCCUUGCGUAAAAGGAGCCAACCAACCUGCCAAAAUGAUGACCUCUCGGAACAAGGGCCUGAAAGUCUUCACCCUCGCCUUACUGUUCAUCAUCACCAUCACGUCAUUCCUGCUCAACUACACCAACAACGUGGUGUCUACCUCUUGGGAUCCCAAGCAAAUGGCUUACCAGUUUUCGGAGCAGGUGAAAAAACUGCUGAAAUAUGCCAGGCAGCCCUGCAGUUGUGACACCUGCAUUUUGGAAGAGGGCUCCGCCUGGUUCGAAGAGAGGUUCAACAGCACUAUGCAACCCUUCUUAACCAAUCAAAAUGCCUUCCUGCCCCAGGAGACCUACAGGUGGUGGCUGAAACUCCAGGGAGAGAGAAGUCCCAAGACCAUGAAUGAGACUGUCCAGGAACUCUUUAGACUCAUUCCAGGAAACUGGGAUCACUUUUUGGGCAGGAACAGCUCACGGUGUCGGAGGUGUGCUGUUAUAGGAAAUUCAGGGAAUCUUCGGCAAUCACAGUACGGCGAAGAGAUUGAUGCUCAUGACCUUGUGUUUAGAAUGAACAAAGCCCCAACAAGGGGCUUCGAGUCAGACGUCGGCAGCAAAACAACUCAUCAUUUUGUCUACCCGGAAAGCUAUCAAGAACUACGGGAGACGGUCAGCAUGAUUCUCAUCCCCUUCAAAAUCUUAGACCUGCGUUGGAUCAUCAGCGCCCUCACAGAUGGCACCAUCGAUCACACGUAUAUUCCUGUUCCUCGUAAGAUCAAAGUCAACAAAGACAAGAUCAUGGUUUAUCAUCCUAGUUUUAUGAAAUAUGUUUAUGACAACUGGCUCCAACAUCACGGGAGGUAUCCCUCAACUGGCUUCCUGUCAAUUAUCUUUGCCCUUCACCUCUGUGAUAAGGUGGAUCUCUACGGCUUUGGGGCAGACAGUAAAGGCAACUGGCACCACUACUGGGAGAACAAUCCUUCUGCAGGAGCCUUCCGCCAAACCGGCGUCCACGAUGGAGACUUUGAGGCCAACGUGACGCAAACCCUCGCCUCCGUAGCCAAAAUACGGUUCUUCAAGGGCAGAUGACCCCGGCGGUCGGACAAAGCGCUGGUCUCCGACAAGAAGGAAAGGCCGAUGUUUUAAAAUAAAUGGAGUCUUGGAGGGGGCAGUCUGUCAAGUCUCAGCCGAGAAAGCUUCGAAGAACUGCAAGCUGCAAUUAGCUUUGAAAGGCCCCUCAAAUAAGGUUUCGAAGUUUUGACAGCAUAGGAAAAAAUGCCCAAUUUGGAAAGGAAUGUCCUGUUCGAGACGCUCCUAUUGUAACCAUAUGUUUUAAUUCCUUUUCCGUUGUCAGAAUGACUGGGCCUUCAGCCCUACAAAAAAAACAAAAAAAAAAAAAGGACGGGUGGGCAAACACUGUCUUGGUUUCAAAAUUACCUCAGAAGAGCUUUGUUCCAAUCAUGGUCUUUUCUCUGAAGGAUCCCAGCAAGGCCAAAAACAACCCUCACCAGUUCUUGUUCGGUGGUAUGAACAAGACCGUGGUGGCCUGGGAGUUAAAAGGGUUUGCUUUGUGUAUAUUUGGUGUUUUGCUAUUUCAUGUGGCUACAAGCCCAGGAGCGAAGGAGCAGGGCUCAAAGGAAAUAAUGCAGGAUGGGCAGGUUAAAUACUUUUAUUUACUUUAUAUAUACGUAUAAAGCAGAGAAAGGAAUUAACGUUGCACACAAACACAUACACACGAGGACACGCACCAAUGCAGUGCAAGAGCUGGGUUCCAUAAAUUUAGACAACCCUUAGAGGUCAUCCAAGGUGAUUUUUAAAUUUCUGCAUCGUUGGGAGUUUUGCAGCCCAGAACUUUGGCUUCACACACACACACACACACACACACACACACCUGUCAUUGACAUGUGCCUUUCUAAAACGCAUAAUAUAAAGGGAGUGUAUUUGUCUGUUCCGUUCCCUCAGAGACUAAAAUCUCAGAAUUCUACUUGUUCUAUGAAAAUAAGGGACACAAAAUUUAAAACGUGCUCAUCCCUUGUAUGGGUGGCUUUGCGGGGGGAGGGCAGAAGAAAGAAAAGGAAAGGAACCUUUUUUAAAAAUCUUAUUUUCAAGAACAUUUAGGAGGGAAACAAAUGAAAUAUUUUUACUUCUAUUUUUUACAGUUGUUGUAAAUUUAAAUAUAUAUUUUAAAGUAUUGAGAGUUUUUUAAAAGGGGAGCGGGGUAGGGUUGUCCCAUCAGCAUGAGAACAGCAAGCCAAUUUUCUCUGGGUCUGAGAAAAUGUAGUUUAUCAGCAGAGUCUGUUCCAUCCAAAUCCCAGGAGGUCCAUUUGGAGAGAGGAAUUAUUGCAAGAACACCCAUUAAAAUCAAUCAGAGCUCAGUUGACAUAUAUAGGAAUCUAACCACCAUAAAAGCCCAAAUAACAAGGAGAUUUCAUCUACAGUCCACAGUUGCAAAAAUUACAGAACACCUGGAGGAGGACUUCAGUGUGGAGCUCAACCUAAGUAGAUGAAGCCAACCAGCUGUUUAGACAGCCAAACACAGAAGCCAAUUGGAGAGGCCCUGAAGAGGUAGCAGCCUUGUGAAAAUGGAGGUGGAUGGAUUACUAUCACCUCAUUUAACUAGACAUCCAACAACCCUCCUCUCUCACCUGUAGGGCACAAAGAACUUCUUAGAUGCUAUUUUGCAUGCCUUUUUCAUUGUGCAUUGAUCAAUCUUUCCACACCAUGGAUGGAAUCUUACUGAGAAGUUAGUUUGCAACACAGUUGGGUUUGGAAUGUUAGUCACAUUGGUCUAACACUUUUGGAAGGAGUACCAGAUUGAGGUAGGCAGGUCUAGAACACGGAACCACUUCUUUUUAUAAAACAGAAAAGUAAAAUUGGGGUUGCAAUGUAAACUUGCCCUUCCCCUCCGAGAGUUUCUUCACUGGUUGCUAGUCUACUUUCUGGUUUGUAGGUCAUAUAUUAUGUUGUCUUCUUCAAAAGAAAACCAGCCAACUUCAAAUAAGCUACAGUAUAUUUUUAAGUAGGUUGUCCCGAGUACCAUAAAUUAAAGCCUUCAUACAUAUCGUAGCACAGGUUUAAAUCAUGUUCAAGGACAUUAGUCCUCCUGAGACUGUAUGGCUUCUGGAAUGAGAAUGAGCUGCUUUUUCUAGACUUUUCUAGAGUCUGCAGGGGUUUUUUUUCUCCUUUUAACAGUAACUUAUUUAUGUACAGGAAAGGGUGCUUCCAUGAAGACAUGUGCCUCUUGAAUUCUGCUGAUCAAACUUUGAUUAAGGAUUAGAGCAGGCCAGGUAAAUUCAUCUUGCUCAGUUGGCUUCCUUAAACCAUGAUUGUGUACCCCAAAUCCUGUCUGUAGGGGUUUGUUCAGGGUUUCUUUUAUGCUGUAUUUUUAAAACUACCAAACGGGAAUAAAAGAAUUGAGCUAAAUGUUGUCAACAGCUUAAACAUACGAGAGUGUUGGAGGACGUUUUCACUGGAGGAUUUGAGUUGUACCAAAGGUUUAUAAAUUUAUUUUAUUUAUCAUUUGGGAUGACAGGAAGAGAACAAAUGUGAUAGGCAAUUGGGAGAAUUUAUUCUGAAGAAUAGGAAAUGGUUUGCAGCAAACUAUUCUUGAUUGCAAGGUGUUGUGCUCCCAAAUCGUAUGUGUGUUUGAAGCAGUCUUGGAGGGAUCGAGGACAACUUGCCACAGCCAACUCACCAUGCGACAAGAGUUACACUGA